UAUAUAUAUAUAGCCUAGUCUAACACAUUCCAACAAAUGUUAAAGGUAGUCUAACAUAUCUCAGGCUGUGUUGUUGAAGGUGAGAACGUAAUGUGGUCAAGUAGUUUGUUUUUAGAGUGCGGAAUGCUCAGCAUUAUUUUCCAGUGACGUGAGUAAAAAAGGUAAUAUGCCAUAAAAUGUAUAGGAGGAGUGACACUUGAUUGAUUUACCACGCAUGUGUACAACGCAAAUUUGAAUGAAGGGGGAAGUUUGCUCGGUUGUUAACCUUGACAUCAGCUGUCAGUGGGGACAUUGGAUUAUUUAUGUUUUCUGACCAAGGAAUAGACCAGCCCUCAACGAUGGCCUCUCUUCUACAGUAACACAAUAGUGCUAAAGCCUGUGUGUCAGGUGUUAGAAGUGGGCACUUUCUGGUGAAUGACUAGGUUUUAUUCUAUACUACUAAGGCUAUGUCACUGACAGUGAAUAUUGAAAUUAUAGAGUGUUGCAAUGGCACAUCAUUUGAAUUAAGGCAUAUGAAUAGAGAGGUAACAGGAGAUUUGCUCAUACAACCAGUAUAUGCUCAGUGGUCAGUUUAUUAGGUACAGCCAUCUAGUACCAGGUCGGACCCCCCUUUGCCUCCAGAACAGCCUGAAUUCAUCGGGCAUUGAAACGUUACUCAAUUAGGGACCUAACUUGUGCAAGGAAAACAUUCCCCACAACAUUACGCCAUCAGCCUGUACUGUUGACACCAGGCAGGAUGGGGUCAUGGACUCAUGCCGCUUAUGCCAAAUCCUGGCUCUGCCAUCAGCAUGACGUAACAGGAACCGGGAUUCGUCAGACCAGGCAACAUUUUUCCACUCCUCAAUUGUCCAGUGUUGGUGAUUGCGUGCCCAAUGGAGCCGCUUCUUCUUGUUUUUAGCUGAUAGGAGUGGAACCUGGUGUGGUCGUCUGCUGCAAUAGCCCUUCCAUGACACGGACCGACAAGUUGUGCGUUCCGAGAUGCUGUUCUGCACACCACUGUUAUACUGCGCCGUUAUUUGCCUGUUUGUGGCCCGCCUGUUAACUUGCACGAUUCUUGCUAUUCUCUUUCGACCUCCCAUCAACGAGGUGUUUUCGCCCACAGGACUGUCGCUGACUGGACGUUUUUUAUUUGUCGCACCAGGAGGCCGGCCGUUUCUGAAAUAUUGGAACAAGCGUGCCUAGUACCGACGAUCACACCACGCUCAAAGUCUCUUAGGUCACUAAUUUUGCCCAUUCUAACAUUCAAUCGAACAGUAACUGAAUGACUCGAUGCCUGUCUGCCUGCUCUAUAUAGCAAGCCACGGCCACGUGACUCGCUGUCUGUAGGAACAAACCAUUUUCGUGAACAGGGUGUACCUAAUAAACUGUAUAUUGCAUGGGAUGUGCAUGUCAAGUUCAGACAGUCCUAUUUGAUCUUGAGGUGGUAGUGGCUAUUGGCUAAUGACUGUUUUAUUGUUAGUUGUGAGCUCCUCUCCAUGGGAAACUAGUGUCAUGUUCCUAAGAGCCUAAAUCAAGAGGUUGUUUGUGUCAAAUCAUCCAUCUUCACAUCUUUAUAAAACCAGAUGUAGGCUAUAGAGGUAAUUGGUUUGGAAGAGGUAUGUUCCUUUUAAGUAAUGGAUGAUAAUUCAUGCUUUUGUUUUUCAUUCACUCUAUUGAGUAGCAGACCUAAGGAGCUCUCUAUUCAUGGAUGGAUAUUCCUGGUCAGAAGUUGAUGUCUUGUUUCUGGAACCCAGUGUGUUGUGUGCUUUUCAGACAGUGGUCUGCUGGUGAACAGUGGGAGGAUUACAACCUGUAACUUUUUAGCCUGGAUGGGGUUCUGUAGUGGAGACUGGCACCAAUGGGUACCAUGCUCAAGGCUUCAGGGUGGCUAGCAAUCAUACUGGUGUAGAAAGGGAGUGGAUAGAUUAUGAAGCAAUGUGAACUUUAGGGGCCAAGUAUACAGGGCGUUCCCUGUAUUUUCACUUUCAGUCAACCAUAACGGACAGUCAAAUCAGUCAGGAUUUCCGCACACCGCUUUUAGCUGAUCUAAUACGUCUCUCUUUUCUGUCUGCCUCAUGGAUUUACCUGCGUUCACUUUUACGAGGGUGUGCGGAAAAUGUGACUCACCUCUGUUGUGGAGACAAUGGAAACAUUGGUGAGGGGAGGUUAUUGUCUGUCAUAACCACAGUGACUGAACAGCUGGCAGUCCUGUUUGACUUAAAAGCUCAUCAAGCUUUGAAUGUCACAUGAUUACACAUUGAUGUUGAGGUAUCCCCCCCCCCCUCCCCCCGUUAAGGUCACCUUGUCAUCUUCAGAGCACACCUUAUACCAGAACUACACAUGAUGUUAUGUUAUGUUCAGUACUUAACAACGCAACGUUGCCAAUAUUACAAUGUAUAGCACUGCAUACCACUGCUGUCAAAGCAUGUUUAGCCCGGGAUAACGAUUUGACUGAAGACAUAUACCAUGAGUUAUUUCUUCCCAAGCAGUUUCCUCCCUAGUUAUUUCCUCCAGGCAUUAGAAACCAUUGAUUUUAAAAUAUGUUUUAAUGUAUUUUUCAUUAUGAUAUUUAACAUUGAUUAAUAUGAUUUAAACAUUGAAGCACAAUGGAACAUUUAAAUGGGUUAUACAUGAGAACGUGUCCUUUUAGGAGAUGAGCAGUUGAACAUACUUAAUAAAGUUAUCCUGUGAAAGAAGGUACCUUCUUUCACAGGAUAACUAUAUUAAGUAUGUUCAACUACUCAUCUCCUAAAAGGACAAUCAUUCAGGGUCCCUGCCUGCCUGGCUCCUCAGCAGCCCACGGCCUCUAAUAACCACCCAUGCUACAUCCCCAAAGAAACUCGAUAGACCCUUUCAUUCCCUAUCUCUAAGCUACAUUCUCUGUUCUCUCUCUCCUAUUAAACAUUUAUAGACUGUGUGCUUUUUAUGCUAUGGCAAAUAUGCAUACCAAAGAUUAGGAGGAAUUGUAUUUAGGCUAAUCUCUGUUUCGCCCAGGCAAGUCUAAACAUGCAUGUGUUGAUAAGGAGGCAUUCCGUCUACUCCAGUCAAGUGGGUGGCGUUUGUUUUAUUUUACACAGAAUUCCAAUUAUGGGACACACUUUACUUCAUCAUCCAUCUUCUGAAGUAAUCUCAGGUCAGAUUGAGUAUUUUUGGAGUCAUUGAGUCUGGUUAUGUGAAUUCCCAAAGAAGUCGGGCACAACCUUGGUUAUGCUUCCUCUGCUUUGCCACAGGAUCCGUGACGCUUAUCCAUUACAAGACGAAGGAUCACUUGAGUAACGAGAAAGGUGGUGAGACAGUGGGCCGUCCUGUUUGACCUCCAUGUAUGUGUACACUACAGCCUUGGUGUAAUUCCUCAGCCUUGGGUUUGGCCUCAGUGUUUUGCCUGCGCUAGUGCAACAUCAGCAGUCUGAGUCCCCCCUCCCUCCACCUCUACAUCCCCUCCCUCAGUCUAGUCACACCACUCCCCCUCAGUUUGCCACACAGCUGGUGCAGUGCUGGGCACACACACAGAACCUCUGACUGUGUGCCGGGGAUGUAGAGCUCUGGUUUCAGUCAGGCUGCAGGCAGCCAGCACAGCUGUUGGGUCUGAGUUUCUUGUUUGCAUGCGGUGGCUGCCGACCGGCCGGGGCCCUUGGCAACGCUGAUAUCAGCUUCUCAGAAAUCUAGGAUGAAGACGUGAGGAGGAGAUGACACGCGGUGGAUCAGGGUUUCAACCUCACCUUCACUUUGGGAUGUUUGCCCCCCUUAUGAAAUAAACUAAGCAUAUCCUUUCAGGGAAACGAGGGCACAGAGGAAGUAGGACAGUGGAACAUUGGAAGUUGGACUUGCUAGCUAGGUACUCCAGCCUGUGGCCAUGACGGAGCCUAUGGUCCCCAGUAGCAGCAGCAGUGCUGGCCUAACAUGGGCAAAGAUGUGCAAGGAGUGUGGCCAGCAGCACGAGGGAGGCCAGGAGAACCACCUGUUUGAGUACCAGGAUGAGGUAGAUGACGAGCUGGUGUGCCACAUCUGUCUGCAGCCCCUGCUGCAGCCCAUGGACACGCCGUGCGGACACACCUACUGCUUCCAGUGCCUCAGCAGCUUCCUGAAGGAGCAGGACUUUUGUCCCGUGGACCGCCAGCAGCUGCAGCUGUACCAUUGCCGCCCCUCCAGCCUGCUGGUCAGGAACCUGCUGGACAAGCUGACCGUGCUCUGUCCACACCAAGCUGAGUGCCAGCAGCAGAUGCAGCGCUGUGAGCUGCAGCCCCACUUGCACAACAGAUGUCCUGUUUUCAGAAGGCUGAGGGAGGAGGCAGAGAGGAGGAAGAGACCCCCCUGGAAUGAGCUAAAGGGGAACAGGGGGGAGGGGGAGUCAGGCGCUGAUACCAAACAUACCCCUACGAUGACCCGUACUGCCACCCGGGACACCCAGCCCGAGCCUGGCCUCAUCAACCCUGCCUUCGAAGAGAGCGAGGAUGAGACCUCCAUGCGGUCCAGCCUGGUGGCCGAGGCCAACGUGGUGGAGAUGAAUCGGGAGGAGCAGGAGUUGGGCCUGCGUAUUGUGGGAGGAAAGGACACGCCCCUGGGCAACAUAGUCAUCCAGGAGAUCAUCCGUGACUCACUGGCGGCCCGCGAUGGCAGGCUGGCCCCGGGGGACCACAUUCUGGAGGUGAAUGACGUCAGCCUGGCGUCUAUCCCACACGGCCAGGCCAUCUCCGUGCUGCGGCGGCCAUGCCCUCUGCUCAGACUCAUCGUCAUGCAGGAGAAGGGCUUCAACCCCCGUCACCCGCAACGCCCUGGCCUCGAGCACCACACUCCCUCCUCCACCAUCAUGGCCACCGCCUCCCCUCCCUCUCACAGUCCCCACGGCACCGCCCACAACCAGGGUACGGUGAUCCAGGUGACGCUGGUAAAGAGGGAUCGCUCGGAGCCGCUGGGCAUCAAGCUGAUCCGCAAGUCGGACGAGACGGGAGUCUUCAUUUUGGACCUGUUGGCAGGGGGGCUGGCGGCCAAGGACGGGAAAUUAUGCAACAAUGACAAGGUGAUGGCCAUCAACGGGCAGGACCUGAGACACGGCACCCCAGAGAAUGCAGCACAGAUCAUACAGGCCAGUGAGGUGCGGGUGAACUUUGUGGUGAUGAGGCAGCCGGAGGCCCAGGAGGAAGGGGGCAGUGGGGGAGAGGGGCAGGGCCGAGUGGCUAGGAGGGCUCCAGAACCCCAGUACUUCAGACGCCCCUCCACCUACAUGAAGGAUCCACCAGGGGGCUUCUGCAGUCAGGAGAAGAUGGUGAGUCUGAAGAAGGAGCCAAGACUCUCCCUGGGCAUCACCAUCGCUGGGGGGAGGGACUGCCGCAGCCGACUGCCCGUCUACAUCACCAGUGUCCAGCCUGUCGGCUGCCUGCACCGAGACGGCACUAUCAAAAAAGGGGAUGUCUUGCUGAGCAUCAACGGCGUGGAUCUGACCCAGCUGACUUACAAUGAGGCGGUGUCGGUGCUGAAGGCCCAGACGGCUCAGGCCCAGGUGGUCCUCAGGGUCAUCCAGACCAUCUCAGAAGACCCAGAGGAUGAGGGGGAGGCCGCCAAGGAGGCCAUGGAGUCUGUGGAAAAUCCACGGGAGGAUGAUGUCAACUGGGCCCCGUUGUGGACCCGCUGGCUGGGGCUUCCCGGUCACAUGCACUGGUGCCGUGACAUCGUGUUGCUGAAGACCAAUCAGGAGAGCUGGGGCUUCAGCAUUGUGGGCGGCUUCGAGGAGAGUCACGGACAGCAGCCGUUCUUCAUCAAGACCAUUGUGCCUGGUACACCCGCCUACCUCGACGGACGCCUCAAGUGUGGUGAUGAGAUUGUAGCUGUGAACGGAGCCACCACAGUGGGCAUGAACAACUCGUCCCUCAUCCCCAUGCUCAAGCUGCAGAAGAAUAAAGUCACACUGACUGUGGUGUCCUGGCCGGGGAGCCUGGUGUAGACACGCAUGUGUAUGCACACGAAGAUACAGACGCACACCCUGCCUUCCUCAGCUCCUGUCUCCACUGAGCCUCUUGUCUCUGCACAUACCACCCUAGAAUCUCAUUGGUGACAUUCUUGGAAAGAUGGUUACUUUUCCGAUUGAUUAAUUUCACUAGGUAAUCUCUUCUGAUGUGGAUUGUAAUCUAGUUUAAUUUGCACAUUAACCUAGCUGACUAGUGUGACCGAAUUUCACAUUUUAGUUGUUUCACUGCUUUGGUUGUUGUUUUUGUUGUUACUCAAAAGGGCAGUUGAUUCUCUGGCUGAACAAAUCGGGCUUAUCAGGGUGAAGGAUGAAUUGACAAUCAAAAAUUGGAACCCUUAAUGGUGGAAACAGCCACAUCUGUUUAUAUAUAUAUCACACUCACCGGCCAGUUUAUUAGGUACACCCCGUUCACAAAUUGAUCCCUCCUACAGACAGUGAGUCAUGUAGCUGUGGUGUGCUAUAUAAAGCAGGCAAACAGGUUUUGAGACAAUCAGUUACUGUUCGAUUGAACGUUAGAAUGGGCAAAAAUAGUGACAUUUGAGCGUGGUAUGAUCGUUGGUGCCAGGCACGCCAGAUCCAGUAUUAUCAGAAAAGGACGCCCUCCUGGGCUUUUCACGCACGACAAUGUCUAGGGUUUACUAAGAAUGGUGCGACAAACAAAAAAACAUCCAAUCAGCGGCAGUCCUGUGGGAGAAAACAGCUCGUUGAUGAGAGGUCGAAGGAUAAUGGCAAGAAUCAUGCAAGCUAACAGGCGGGCCACAAACAGACAAAAAUAAUGCCGCAGAACAGCAUCUCGGAAUGCACAACUCGUCUAUCCACAGACUCCAACAUGACAGCGAGUUCAGUUUACUUGAGUGGCCUGCAAAGUCCCCACAGACCUCAACCCAAUAGAUCAUCUCUGGGAUUAGAUGGAACGGCCUGUUCGCAGCAUGCAUGUACCUCCGUCCAAUCUGCAGCAACUGCAUGAUUCCAUCGCGUCAGCAUGUACCAACAUCCCUGUGGAAAUUUUCCAACAUCUUGUAGAAUACCCAAAGAAUUUAGGCUGUUCUGGAGGCAAAGGGGGAUCCGACCUGGUACUAGAUGGGUGUACCAAAUAUACACACAGAGGUCGGUUUAUCUGCGAUAUUACAAUUAAGAAGUUUCUGAAAACAACAAACACUCCCCCCCCCCGGUACAUCAUACAUGCUCGAUAGAAUCGCACAAUAUGUAUGUACUGCAAUAUUUUUUUACAUGCUGUGCGACGUGCCUCAGUUUGGCAACAAUAACAGCGGUGGUAGGGUGGCCAGUGGCGCCGUUUCCCCCUACUGCGGAUUCCAUCUUUAAAUGUAAACUGGAAGGAUCUUUACUGUUUUGGAAUUAUUGUUUUUACCUUGUCUUGAACACUUUAAACAUUUGUUUUUAGCAGGUUUUGCUUACUUGUUCACAAUACCCAUUUGCCCCCCCCCCCAUAUGUUAAUGGUGAUUUUAAUUAUUCAAUGCUGGGAUAUAUUUGUAGAUUUCAAAUUCCAUGGG
Messenger RNA from Oncorhynchus nerka (sockeye salmon), 7453 nucleotides. RefSeq names its product ligand of numb-protein X 2b (gene lnx2b). The record is from RefSeq and is a predicted model, not a curated record. Lineage: Eukaryota; Metazoa; Chordata; Actinopteri; Salmoniformes; Salmonidae. The coding region runs from base 3833 to 5917 and encodes 694 amino acids. The transcript has 10 exons. Gene Ontology annotation, molecular function: metal ion binding; ubiquitin-protein transferase activity; protein binding.